AUGAAGUCUGAAGAGGUGGGGUUGAUUUCGCAGCAUCGACAACGAACAACACGUCUUAAGCAGUCUUGUCUUUUGAUUGACCAUGGUUCACGACCCUACAAUAACUUCUUGGAAGGUCCAAUAAAUACAACGAGCGGGUCCAAUACAGCAAAGAUCAUCUCACCAAAUGGAGAUCUGAUUAUUGAGCACACCGAUCCAUCUUCGACAACUGGCAAGAUCGCUUGGCAAGUCUCAGUCACAUCUCUCAAAGAGAAUUCUCGAUACUUUGAUGCUAUGCUAGAUCCAGAAAAGUUCUCGGAAGGAAGAUCUCUCGCUCAGCAACUACAGGCGCUGGAGAUUAAAGCUGAGUCGCAGCCGGGGUCAAGCUUCGAUAGCGGUAAUGAGAUCUCUUUGCCUGUCAUUCAAUUUUCUGAAAAUCCUGUGGUCAAGCUGUGUGGUACAGAUAUCUUGGGACUGUUCAUGAAAGUGUUAUGCUUGGAAUCUAUGAAUGAUACCACCAACGGUCUCUUCCAAGAGGCCUUGAAGAUUGAAAACCCGGCUACUAUUGCAAGGCUCAUUCAAGUUGCCGAUUCUUUCAGCUCCACGGAUCGUGUCGAGCAUGUAUUGCGACUAGUAAAAUAUCAGUAUGGCCCGAAAGGGAAGAUGUCAAUAUCGCGUUUUGACGCUGCUUUGGUGGAUAUGAAAGAAGAACGGAUUCGUCAGAUUAUCUUCAUCUCAAAACUUCUUAAAGACCAUGCCAUAUUUCAGGUCAUGACCCAUACCCUCCUCAUACUUGGAUCAAGAUUCUGGAACAAUGCACCAGAAGGUCCAGAUGUCGAUUCCUUUUACUGGAACUAUCUAUCUGAUAAUAUUGAAGAGGAACUAUACUAUCGACGGCAGUGCGUCAUGAAUACUAUCACUGACCUUCAAGCGUACUUCAUGCGCGCCUAUGGAGUAUUGGACGAUCCAAAUCCAAGACCAAGCCCGGCUCCAAACAGGAUGUUAGGCGCUGCAUUUUCCACAUCAACCCAGACAACUCAGUUCCAAUGCCGCGGCGGUAUGGGAAAUUCAAGUCAAUGUGACACAUUUGAGUUGGGUCAGAUGAUACGCUUCUUCGCUAUGCGUAGCAGAACCGUCUUUCUCGGGUCAAAUAUCAUCGAUCCUGACUUCAAUUUGGAUCCUUUAGGUAGUGACGAUGGGGUUGAUUUCACGCAACAAGGUCCAGCUUCGGAAAGCAUCAUCAGCAUCAUAUCUACUCUACGGCGAUAUCCAGACUAUCAGGUGGAUUCUUAUCACGGAAGCUGUGGGGUACGGCGUCGUCUACUCCCAAUCAUUCCUUGCAUUGAAAAAUACCUCUUGGAUGCACAAGCUCUCCUCGGCGUGGAUUACAGAAUUUGGAGCAGCCCAGUCAGUCGUUGUGAGGCGGAAUGGAUCGGCGGUAUGAAGAAUCUCACUGUCGAUAUUCGACAGGGAAUUAUUGCUUCCAUCUCGUCCACUUCAGGCAAAUUAAUACGAUUUAGCACUGCAGCCGAGUAUGCAAAAACCUUGUUCACAGCGAAGAGCCGCAAUUGGGAGGCAUGA
Molecule: messenger RNA, 1560 nt
Organism: Penicillium malachiteum
Lineage: Eukaryota; Fungi; Ascomycota; Eurotiomycetes; Eurotiales; Aspergillaceae
Exons: 2
Coding region: 1-1560 (519 amino acids)
Source: RefSeq, a predicted model, not a curated record